Musca vetustissima is the source of this 2834-nucleotide messenger RNA. It is a transcript of the gene unc-45, whose product is annotated as protein unc-45 homolog B. The transcript has a single exon. The record is from RefSeq and is a predicted model, not a curated record. Lineage: Eukaryota; Metazoa; Arthropoda; Insecta; Diptera; Muscidae. Bases 39 to 2834 code for a protein of 931 amino acids. Gene Ontology annotation, molecular function: Hsp90 protein binding.
AAUUGACGAAAAGUGAAAAAUAUUGAAAAUCCAACGUAAUGACGAGUUCAAAUGCAACAGAUGAUCAGCAGCAGCAAGGGGCGGAGGCUCUAACCUAUAAAGACAAAGGUAAUCAGGCAUUCAAAGAUGGCAAAUACGAGGAGGCCAUUAAAUUCUAUACACAGGCCAUAAAGAAGGGCGACAAACACAAGGAGUUGCCGAUAUUCUAUAAAAAUCGUGCACAGGCCUAUUUGAAGGAAUCCAAAUGGGAAGAGGCAUUGGCUGAUUGUAAUGAAUCACUGAAAUUGGCACCCAAAGAUCCAAAGGCGCUGUUCAGAAGAGCUCAAGCCUAUGAAGGAUUGAAAAAAUAUCCUGAAGCUUACAAAGAUGCUACAGAUUUAUUUAAAGCUGACCCCGGUAACCAAUCGGUACAGCCUAUGCUGAAACGUCUUCAUUUGAUUGUACAAGAGAAGGCUGCCGAAAAUGCCAAGACUUCGAAUAAAGUGCAACAAAUGAUGGAAUUGGGUUUCGAAAUGGCAACACCAAUUGAUAAGCGUCGUUCGGCGGUAAAUAACCUCUUAGUUUUGGCUAAAGAUGAAGUUGGUGCUGAUAUGCUGUACAAGGCAGGCUGUGUACAGAAAAUAGCUUCAAUUACAAAAGUCGAAAAAAAUGCUGAUAUUUAUGUAAAUUUCGUUCGUGUUGUGGCGGAAUUGUGUAACAAUUCAGUGGAACGCACGAAGGGUGUACUAACAGAACUGGGUGUACCAUGGUUUAUGCGUGUUCUCGAUCACAAGCAUGAGGAACGUGUGUCUGCGGCACAAUACUGCUUACAGACAAUCCUAAACGCCCUUUCCGGCAUGGACAUAAAACCCGACAGUAAACCAAAUAAGGAAUUGGUUCAGGCGAAUCAAAAGGAAAUCGAUACCAUGUUGUCAUGCCUCUUGUACAGUGUUACAGAUCGCACAAUUUCAGGACCUGCACGUGAUGCUGUCAUCGAAUUGUUAACACGUAAUGUCCACUAUACUGCUCUGGAAUGGGCUGAACGUCUAGUAGAACUUAGAGGUCUUUGCCGUUUGCUAGAUGUCUGUUCUGAAUUGGAGGAAUACAAAUAUGAAAGUGCCAUGGAUAUCACACCCUCUUCGCGUACCAUUGCAGCUGUCUGCUUGGCGCGCAUCUAUGAAAACAUGUAUCACGAUAAGGCUCGUGCCCGCUUUAUGGAACAAAUUGAUGAAUAUAUUAAGGAUAAGCUAUUGGAUCCUGAAUUAGAGUCCAAGGUGAGAGUAACUGUCGCCAUUACAUCUCUACUCUUGGGUCCUUUGGAUGUUGGUAAUCAAAUCAUUGGCAGAGAUGGCAUUUUGCAAAUGAUUUUGGCCAUGGCCACCACCGAUGAUGUUUUACAACAAAAAGUUGCCUGCGAAUGUAUCUACGCUGCUGCCUCGAAGAAGGACAAAGCAAAGGCCCUGUGUACCGGAGGUGUUGAUAUUCUCAAGAAACUUUAUCACUCUAAGGAUGAUGGUAUUCGUGUGCGUGCCUUGGUGGGCCUUUGCAAAAUUGGCAGUUAUGGUGGUGAAGAUGCCGGCAUUCGCCCAUUCGCUGAUGGUGCCAAUCUAAAAUUGGCCGAAGCUUGUCGCCGCUUCCUCAUUAAACCUGGCAAGGAUAAGGAUAUUCGCCGUUGGGCUGCCGAUGGUUUGGCCUAUUUGACAUUAGAUGCCGAGGUCAAGGAGAAAUUAAUUGAGGAUAAGGCUGCCAUUCAUGCCCUCAUCGAUUUGGCCCGCACCGGAGAUCAGUCGUGUUUGUAUGGUGUGGUCACGACUUUUGUGAAUCUGUGCAAUGCCUACGAGAAACAGGAAAUCUUACCCGAAAUGAUUGAACUGGCCAAGUUUGCCAAGGUUCAUAUACCCGAGGAACAUGAUUUGGAUGAUCACGACUUCGUUCAAAAGCGUAUUGCAGUUUUGGCCAACGAGGGCAUCACCACCGCCCUUGUGGCUUUGUCCAAAACGGAGAGUAACAAUUCCCGUGAAUUGAUUGCUCGGGUACUCAAUGCUGUUUGCAGUUUGCAAGAGUUACGCGGCAAAGUGGUUCAGGAUGGUGGUGUGAAGUGUCUGCUCAAAUUGGCUUUGGAGGGUACUGAUAAAGGUAAACGUCAUGCCUCCCAGGCCCUGGCACGUAUUGGUAUUACCAUAAACCCUGAAGUAGCCUUUGCUGGACAAAGAAGUUUGGAUGUCAUCAGACCACUGUUGAAUUUAUUGCCACAGGAGUGUACAGCUCUGGAAAAUUUCGAAGCUCUUAUGGCCCUUACAAAUUUGGCUGCUAUGAACGAAAGUGUUCGACAACGUAUCCUGGAAGAACAAGGUCUGACGAAAAUUGAAUUCUAUCUUAUGGAAGAUCAUGAACUGUUGACUAGAGCUGCUGCCCAAUGUCUGUGCAAUAUGGUUAUGUCUGAUGAGGCAAUUAAGCGAUUUGAAGGCGACAAUGAUCGUGUGAAAUUCUUAGCUUUACUCUGCGAAUUGGAAGAUGAAGAAACUGUUAAAGCCUGUUCGGGUGCCUUGGCCAUCCUAAGUUCCAGUUCGAAGAAAUGCAUUAAGAAAAUAUUCCAAAUUAAAAAUUGGCUUGAAAUUUUACAUGUUCUCAUUGCCAAUCCCAGCCCGGCGGUACAACAUCGUGGUGUCGCCUUGAUAUUGAAUAUGAUUAAUGCUGGUGAAGAUAUUGCUAAAGAACUUUUGCAAACGGAUAUUAUGGAACUGUUAAGUGGCUUGUCGCAGCUACCCGAUGAUGAACGUGCCAAAGCAAGAGAAUUGGCAGCUGAAUGCCUAAAGGCGGCUGAACGUUAUAAUCUUAUUGCAAAAGCUGAAUAG